Messenger RNA from Oreochromis niloticus (Nile tilapia), 2153 nucleotides. RefSeq lists its product as uncharacterized. Gene Ontology annotation, biological process: protein ubiquitination; Notch signaling pathway. The record is from RefSeq and is a predicted model, not a curated record. The transcript is spliced from 7 exons. Gene Ontology annotation, molecular function: metal ion binding. Lineage: Eukaryota; Metazoa; Chordata; Actinopteri; Cichliformes; Cichlidae. Bases 106 to 1935 code for a protein of 609 amino acids.
CACACGACAGGAGGCAGCAAACUGCCACGUGACUGUUGUUACAUUACUUUCACUCUCAUUUAUCAAGAAGUUCCACUGUUUGAAGCUGAGAGGAAGAGGAUUAAAAUGUCAUACAUCGACAAAGAAAAGCUCAUGGACUUUGACUCCUGUUACGAUCUGAGCCAAGAUAAGGAUGAAGCUCUCAUUGUUCUCUCACUGAACUGGACAAAGUCUGAUGAACUACAAACAAAGAAGAGGCUACAAACUAGUCUACAGAAAAUGCUUCAGUCCUGGUUCAACAAACGCGAACGUAAAUUGGACUGCUCAGUGAAAAGAACCUUAAGUGAUGAGCGUGUUGUGAUAAUCGUUAAACCAGCUCCAGCCAUCACUGAGCUUCAGAAACUGAGUACACAAACACUAACUGGGAAGGAUGGAAAUUCAGUCACCAUAACAUCCAUCAGUCUGACUCUGCCAUCUCCAGAGCUCGAUACAGAAGUACCAGAGGAUGCUUCAAUGAACCUCCCUCUUUCCCUGACAAAGCCUCAAACUGAGCAAGUUCAACCACAAAAACAGAGUAAAGCUGGUUCUGCAGCUGGGGAAGAGACACGUUCUUGUUCUGUCCCAGUGAGUCAUUUUUGGUAUGUGAACCACAUGUACAAGGAAGAAAUGAAACGUAUUGAGAAAGAGAACGGAGUUAAAAUUGAAGCAGAGUUAAAGUUGAAAUUUCAAGUAGACAAAAAACAUGGGAGCCCAGACAAUGCUCUAAAAGAGUUUCAAAACCUCAUGCAGAACAGUAUAACUGAAUCCAGUGGCUCAGUUAUUCCUCUCAAGUUCAUUGAUCCAGAUCAGUGGAGAGAUGCGCUGAAAACCAUCCAGAAAAAUAAAAAUAAACUUUUGGUUACUCUGACCUCUGAAGGAAUGACUGUACAAGGACCAAGACAUAGUCAAGAUGUCAUCAGUAAGUCGUUAUUUGCAGAUACAGUGCAGCAUGCAAACACUCAUGCUUUUCUUGAAGAGUAUGAGAAAAAGAUCCAAGACACAUCACUGAAGACUGACAGGACCACCAAAGACUUGUGGCCGAUGACUACCUCUUGCAACAAGGAAGUAGACAGGAUCAAAGCUGGGUUUAAUGUGGAAACCAAAGAAUCAGACAUUAGUCAAGGAAAAGUCGGUGUGAAAACUUUACACAAACAAGUUGAAGGACACUCCUUCAUGAAGGACUGCAGUCUCAAAUCUGCUUUCCAACCAUACUGGAUGACUCACUGUGACUUACUGAUGAAGACAAACAACAUUUCUCAAUCAGAGGGGGCCUCUAAUGAACCUAUGUUGAAUGGCCAAUCAGCAAACAGGAUGCACAACACUGACCGACCAACUGACAGUGAAACAAGAUCAGGUGACCAAAAGGAUGAAAGGUGUCCUAUAUGUUUGGAUCCAUUCAAAAAUAAGAAACAGCUCAAGUGUAAACAUGAAUUUUGUAAAGACUGCCUGAGACAAGCACAGGAGGCGACUGGGCCCAUCUGUCCUGUAUGCAGAGUCGUCUUUGGUAAGAUAAUCGGAGACCAACCAGAUGGAAGAAUGUCGGACUAUACAAUGCCCUCUUUCCUCCCUGGAUUCUCAGACUGUGGCACCAUAGUUAUCAACUAUGAGAUUCAAAGUGGAAUACAGACGGAAAAACAUCCCAAUCCUGGAUGGCCCUACUCAGGUAUUCAUAGAAGAGCAUAUCUUCCAAACAACAAAGAGGGCAAUGAAGUGCUGCAACUGCUGAAAAGAGCGUUUCAGCAGAGGCUCAUUUUUACUGUUGGGACAUCCAGAACAACUGGCAUAGAGGGCCAGGUGACCUGGAAUGACAUUCACCACAAAACAUCCAUGUUUGGAGGACCAGAUCGCUUUGGGUAUCCUGACCCUAAGUACCUGAGCAGAGUCAAAGAGGAGUUAAAGGCCAAAGGCAUUGAGUGAAGUCUUUGAUACAAAGUGCAGCUGGAUUAAAAAUCAGAGGUUAAAAACAAGAUGACUCUUUAAACAGACACUGAAAUUCAAAUACUCUGUUUUGCUCUUUUCUCUGUUAAUGUUUCAAAUGAUCAGUAAGGGUUAGAAUUGACUUCUUUCAUUAGCUACAUAUAUUAUCUUCAAAUACUAAAUGAUGUUUUUUUUUUUCUGUUGAUUGUCAAAGUUUU